Molecule: messenger RNA, 3864 nt
Organism: Myxocyprinus asiaticus (Chinese sucker)
Lineage: Eukaryota; Metazoa; Chordata; Actinopteri; Cypriniformes; Catostomidae
Product: very low-density lipoprotein receptor-like
Exons: 19
Coding region: 269-2887 (872 amino acids)
Molecular function (GO): calcium ion binding; protein binding
Source: RefSeq, a predicted model, not a curated record
GACAUGUUGAAGGAGAAAAGAAAACGCCUGUGUUCGGUAGUUGCGCGGUUAUUUGCUGCAGGUUCACGUUAUCAUUAAAUUAGGACAUGGAUUGCGCUUCUGCGACCGGUUUGCUUGCAUGGCGAGACUGACCGGGGAACUGCCUAAAUGAGAUAAAAGCCAGUGUAUCACGCUGCUUUCCGUUUGUCCCACGAAGACAUAUCGGCUGUGCUACAAUAUCAGGGACGAGGCCACAGACAGACGGCACAGCGUUCAGCUCUAGCGCGAAAUGGUCACGUCUAUGCUGGGGCUUCUCAUUCUGCCAGUAUGUCUUCAGUUGUGUGGAUUUUCCCGCGGUGCCUGGACAGAAUGUGAGGUGUCUCAAUUCCAGUGUGGGAAUGGUCGAUGUAUUCCAUCUGUGUGGCAGUGUGACGGAGACCAGGACUGCUCGGACGGGAGCGACGAAACGUCCUGCGUGAGGAAGACCUGUGCAGAAGUGGAUUUUGUCUGUCACAGUGGCCAGUGCAUCCCCAAGAGAUGGCAAUGCGAUGGGGAACCAGACUGUGAGGAUGGCACGGAUGAAAGCAUCGAAAUGUGUCAUACGAGAACCUGUCGAGUAAAUGAAUUCAGUUGUGGCGUUGGCUCCACGCAGUGCAUUCCGGUCUUCUGGAAGUGUGAUGGGGAGAAUGACUGCGAUAACGGCGAGGACGAAAUUAAUUGUGGAAACAUUACAUGUGCCCCUCUGGAGUUCACCUGUGCCAGUGACCGCUGUGUGUCUCGUAAUUUUGUCUGCAAUGGAGAGGAUGACUGCGGGGACGGCAGUGACGAGCAGAACUGCACCCCGUCCUCCUGCGGGCCAAGCGAAGUCCCGUGUGGGAACGUUACAUGUAUUCCUAGAAGCUGGUUAUGUGAUGACGAUGUGGACUGCCAGGACCAAUCGGACGAGUCACCUGAGCGGUGUGGCCGCAACCCGACACCACCGGCAAAGUGUUCAUCCAGUGAGAUGCAGUGUGGCUCUGGAGAAUGCAUCCACAGGAAGUGGCGCUGUGAUGGGGACCCAGACUGCAAGGAUGGUAGCGACGAGAAAAACUGCUCUGUCCGUACCUGUAGGCCUGACCAGUUUAAGUGUGAUGAUGGCAGCUGUAUCCAUGGCAGCCGGCAGUGCAAUGGCUUUCGAGAUUGUGCGGAUGGCACGGAUGAAGUCAGCUGCAAAAACGUGACUCUGUGUAACGGUCCUGACAUGUUCAAGUGUCGCAGUGGCGAGUGUAUUGAGAUAAGUAAAGUGUGUAAUAAGGUGCGUGACUGUCCUGACUGGAGCGAUGAACCCAUCAAAGAGUGCAACCUGAAUGAAUGCCUGCUCAACAACGGAGGCUGCUCCCACAUCUGCAACGACCUGACGAUCGGCCAUGAGUGCGCCUGCACGCCAGGACUCCAGCUCAUCGAUCGCAAGACCUGCGGUGACAUCAAUGAAUGCCUCAACCCUGGUAUCUGUAGUCAAAUCUGUAUCAAUCUUAAAGGAGGCUACAAGUGUGAAUGUCACAAUGGCUAUCAGAUGGACCCCACCACUGGAGUGUGCAAGGCUGUUGGUAAAGAGCCCUGUCUUAUCUUUACAAAUCGGAGAGACAUCCGUAAACUAGGGCUGGAGCGGCGUGAAUAUACUCAGAUUGUGGAGCAGCUGCGAAACACUGUGGCCCUGGAUGCUGACUUCACUCAACAGAGGAUAUUCUGGGCUGACUUGGGACAGAAGGCCAUUUUCAGCACAGUAUUGGAUAAGCAGGAAGAUGUGGCGAGUCAUACCAGGGUGAUUGACAAUGUUCAGAUGCCUGUUGGGAUUGCAGUGGACUGGAUUUACAAAAACAUCUACUGGUCAGACCUGGGCAGUAAGAGUAUUGCGGUGGCCAACUUCAAUGGGACCAAGAGGAAGGUGCUGUUUGAUAAUGGUCUGAAGGAACCAGCCUCAAUUGCUGUAGAUCCUCUCUCAGGGUUCCUGUAUUGGUCAGACUGGGGCGAGCCAGCUAAAAUCGAGAAGUCUGGGAUGAACGGGGUUGACAGACAGGUCCUGGUUGAGACGGACAUUCAGUGGCCCAAUGGAAUCACUCUUGAUCUGAUCAAAGGGAGGCUGUACUGGGUGGACUCCAAGCUGCACAUGCUCUGUAGUGUAGAUCUGAAUGGGGACAACCGCAGGAAAGUGUUGCAGUCUCCAGAUUACCUGGCCCACCCUUUUGCCCUGACUGUUUUUGAGGAUCGAGUGUUCUGGACAGAUGGUGAGAAUGAGGCCAUCUACGGUGCAAACAAGUUCACAGGAUCUGAUGUUACUAUGCUGGCCAGCAACCUCAAUGAACCCCAGGACAUCAUUGUCUACCAUGAGCUCAUUCAGCUGUCUGGGACGAAUUGGUGUGACGAGAAGUCAAAAAAUGGAGGCUGCUCCUUCAUGUGUCUGCCAGCUCCACAAAUCAACAAACACUCCCCCAAAUACACUUGCGUUUGUCCGCAAGGCCAAACACUCGCCUUGGAUGGCUUGUGCUGUAGACCAGAGGCACCUACUACUACCCCUCAAGAUGGAGGGAGGGUGACCCUUCACCCCAGUCACCCUCAAUGUAAAGCAGUCACUAGGAUGUUAAAAGGAAACAUCAGUACCUCUAUACAUGAAGUGAAUUCAUCAGCCAAAGGAUCUGCAGCGGCCUGGGCAAUUUUACCUGUGUUGUUGUUGGCCAUGGCUGCUGCGGGUGGUUAUUUGAUGUGGCGGAACUGGCAAACCAAAAACAAGAAGAGCAUGAACUUUGAUAAUCCAGUGUACCUGAAGACCACUGAGGAAGACCUCAAUAUCGAUAUCAGUAGACAUUCUGCCUCUGUUGGCCACACGUACCCUGCUAUUUCAGUGGUAAAUACAGAAGAUGACUUGUCAUAACCAGAGCCCUCUUCAAUGCUCCAGUAUAUAUACCAGACACGUGGCAACACAAUGGCAACUGCUGCCGUUUCUCACAACCAGAAGCCUUCUGAAGUGCAUUUCCAAGUUGUUGGGGUUUUCUUUUUUCUCAUAAAGAGGAUCUCAUUCGUGGUACGAGAAGGGAGUUGCAUCCUGCUCGAACUUGAGUGUGCAUAAAGCAUCAAAAAAUUCUGAGGGCAUGGUGUUUUACCUCCACGUACACCAUAAUGAUCCCAAAAUGAUUCAGCAGCCUUACUUCCUACUUACCAGGAUGUUCAUGGCAAAACUGGAAACCACAAUCCAGAUUUAAAGGUAACAUGUGUGUGUGGAUGUCUGAAAUAUUGAAAUGAAAUGCAUAUUUUAGGCCAUCACGUCUGUAAGAUGCAAGUUUUUGUUUUGUUUUCCUUAUGAACAUUAUUUCCCAGAAACUCCUUAUGAAGGCAUAUUGUGUCUUUCUGGGUUAAAAGGCUCUGUUACAAAAUUAGUAAAACACUGUAUAUAUCCCUCUUGAAAACAUAAUCAGGACUCCUCAAGCACUUUGAUAAUGUUCUUCUGUAAAUAAGAUUGUAUACAUUUGACUCAGACAAUUUUGCUAUUGUUGGGCACUGUACCAGGGUAGAAGAAAAUGUAUUUAAAAAAAAGAAGUUUGUUAAAACUAUUUUGUAUGUUUGUGUGCUGUUCCUGUGACCUUUUAUAGCAGUGUACAGGGGAACAAAAUGCUCUGUAUUGUGAAAAGGAAACAUUUGCAAACAAGUCAAAUAAAAUUAAAGUUUAAAUUAAGUUUCUUUAUUCCUCGAUGAAAUUAAACAUUGAACCACAAGUUCAUUUGAAUGAAGGAAACACCAUAUGCAUACCUUUUUUGGACAGGGAGAGAAAGGACAGAGCUGAAUCCAGACUCUGGGUUGCCCUCAGUGCACAGACACGACAGGUCAUGUUGGAAUAACAGUAUUACGAGUUAU